Messenger RNA from Anguilla rostrata (American eel), 1347 nucleotides. RefSeq names its product cilia- and flagella- associated protein 210-like. Lineage: Eukaryota; Metazoa; Chordata; Actinopteri; Anguilliformes; Anguillidae. The transcript has a single exon. The record is from RefSeq and is a predicted model, not a curated record. Bases 1 to 1347 code for a protein of 448 amino acids.
AUGGCGUCAGAAAGUACAGAUGUGCUGAAUGGCGGGAGAACAGGUCUCCAGAAGCAGCGGCAGGAGGCCCUCGCCAAAGCAAUAUGCCAACAGUUCUAUCAGAGCGACCGCGUGAAACAGUUCCACCGCGCGCUCCUGCAAACGGAGGCGCUGAAGGAGCUGGACGACCAGAUGACGAUGAAGCAGAGGCUGAUCUGCGCGGCCAAGGAGGAGACCAGGAGGUUCAUGGCGGGCGUGAGACGCAAAGAGCUGGAAGCUCUGGAGCAGGAGCGCGAGAAGAUCAGGCAGAAGAACGCGGAGAAAAAGGCCUUCAGAGAAUUCCUGACGCAACAGAUGGAAGAGCAGGAGCAGCAGAGGCUGAGGAAGGCGGAGAAGGAAAAAGAGGUGGAAGAGUGCAAGAAGCUGUGCGAGCAGUACGAGAGGGAGAAGAGGCUUCUCAGCGAGCAGAAGAAAGAGAAGAUGAUGCAGAUGAGGAAGGCCCACACCGAGCACCUGCGGGCGACGAGCGCCGUCCGGACACUAGAGGCCGAGAAGCAGGAGAUGCAGGAGGAGAGGAGGAGGUUCUUCGACAUGGAGAGGGACCUCCGGAUGAUGAGGAAGCAGGAGAAGAGGGAGGAGAGGCGCAGGGUGGCGCAGCGGUACAAAAAGAUGGUGGUGGAGCAGCUGGCCACGGAGAUGCGGGAGAAGGCCAGCGAAGAGGAGCAGCUCAACGCCAAGAUCCUGGCCGACAGCAUCGCCAAGUGGGAGGCCAAGCUGCAGCGGGAGCGCGCGGAGCUGGAGGAGAAGAGGAGGUCCAUGCGGGACGCCAUCGCCGCGCACCGCGAGGACAAGCGCCGGGCCCGGGAGCGCCAGGCCCAGGAGGAGGACCGGGCCGCCUGGGACGUCCUCGACGCCGGGAAGGAGCAGGACCUGCUGUCGCGGGAGAGCGAGCGGCUGAGCGUGCGCAGGGCGGAGGGGAAGCGCGGCGCCAUGGACGACUUCCUGCGGCGGCAGAUGGCGGAGGGGCGCGCCGAGGAGCGCCUGCGGGAGCGGCGGCGCGUGGACUUCGACCGGAGGUACGCCGAGCUGAUCGCCGAGGAGGAGGAGCAGUACCAGCGCUACACCGACGGCGUGAUCCGCGCCGCCACCGACGCCGGACGCAACACCAUCCCGCUCCUGCGCGCCGCCAAGCACGGCAUGUGGACGGGGGUCGGCCCCAUCUACGGCGGGCUGAGGGCCGAUUACCUGGUCCCCGGGGCCAGCUACGACCAGAUGCCCAACUACGUCAGCACCACGACCGAGGACCUCCAGCGACUGUACGGGACCGAAGGUGGCCAGUCGACCACGAGACUCAGCUUCAUUUGGUGA